AUGGAUAAGUCAUGGAUGCACUCGGAAAGAAGAUCGAAGGCAUAUGAGUUAUGGGUGGAAGCAUUUUUGAACUUUUCUGUAGAAAAUCUUCUUACUACAACACAUAUCCGUUGUCCAUGUGUUAAAUGUGUUAAUUUGAAAUUGUUUGGGGUUGGAAUUAUAAGGGAUCACUUAUACUUUAAUGGAGUUGACCAAAGCUAUAAGAAUUGGACAUUUCAAGGAGAACCUUGGGAAGCAACUACUAAUGCUAGUAGAAAUGUUGAAGAAGAUGAUGACCAUAGUAGGUACAGUUUUGUGUCUGAAGAAAUAGAGAUGGAUGAUAAUGAUUUUGGUGAUUUGGAUCUGAUCCUUAUGAGUUUUGCCAAUGUGAUUGGGGAUGGAGAUCAACCAUUGUACCCUGGUUGUAGAAAGUACACGAAGUUAUCGGCAUUAGUGAAGUUGUAUAAUUUGAAGGCAAAACAUGGGAUGAGUGAUGUCUGUUUUACAGAAUUAUUGAUACUUCAAGGCGAUUUGCUUCCAGAACGAAAUACAAUACCGGCCUCUAUGUAUGAGGCAAAAAAGACUUUGUGUGCAUUGGGGCUGAGUUAUGAGAAAAUGCACGCAUGCCCCAAUGAUUGCAUCUUGUAUAGGAAGGAGUAUGAGGAUUUAACUCAUUGUCCUAAUUGUGGUAUCUCAAGGUGGAAGGAAGGCAAAGAUUCAAUCUUAAAAGAGGGUGUGCCAGCGAAGGUGGUGUGGUAUUUUCCUCCAAUUCCAAGGUUUAAAAGGAUGUUUCGAUCACAUGAGACCGCUAAGAGUUUGACUUGGCAUGCUGCUAGAAAAUCAAUUGACGGUUAUAUGUCUCAUCCAGCGGAUUCCCCGUCUUGGAAACUUCUUGAUGAUAAAUGGCCCGAGUUUGGUAAUGAGCCGAGAAACUUGAGAUUGGCUCUUUCAUCUGAUGGAUUCAAUCCCCACAGUUCUCUAACCGGAAAUGAUAUAGAUGUCUACUUGGAGCCUUUGAUUGAUGAUUUAACAUCUUUGUGGGAUGGGAUUGGAGGAGUGUAUGAUGCACAUAAUGGAGAAUACUUUACACUCAGAGCUGCAUUAAUGUGGACAAUUAAUGAUUUCCCCGCCUAUGGAAACUUAUCUGGUUGUGUUGUUAAAGGAUAUAAAGCUUGUCAAAUAUGCGGCGAUGAUACACCUAGUCACAGGUUGAAAAAUGGCCACAAAAUUUGUUACAUUGGGCAUAGAAAAUGGUUACCGAUCAAUCAUCCAUAUAGGAGGCAACGUGCAGCUUUUAAUGGGAAACCUGAAUAUGGCACGCCUCCUGAGCCAUUAACCGAAGAAGAAGUGCUGCAUAUGGUUGAAGAUGGUGACAGAGUUUGUUGGAAGAAGAAAUCAAUAUUCCUUGAUCUCGAGUAUUGGAAAUACCUUCCUGUGAGGCAUGUCCUAGAUGUUAUGCACAUUGAGAAGAAUGUUUGCGAUAGUAUCAUUGGUACAUUCCUGGAGAUCCCUGGAAAAAAUAAAGAUGGGAUUACUGCUCGAUUAGAUUUAUUGAACAUGGGGGUCAAAACUGAUUUGCAACCCGAGUAUGGAGAAAGACGUACUCGUUUGCCUCCCGGGCCUUGGAAUUUGUCAAGAGCAGAGAAGAGAGAGGUUUGCAAUUCUUUCUAUGGUAUGAAGGUCCCUGAAGGUUAUUCUUCAAAUAUAAAAAAUCUUGUAUCUUUACAAGGUUCAAGACUUCUUGGCCUUAAAUCACAUGAUUGUCAUACCUUAAUGCAACAAUUGCUCCCUGUGGCAAUUCGUUCUGUUUUGGAGAAGCCUGCAAGGUAUGCAAUAACUCGUUUGUGCUUCUUCUUCAAUGCUAUAUGUGCAAAGACUGUUGAUGUUUCCAAACUAGAUAAGUUGGAAGAAGAUGUAGUAGUUACUUUGUGUUUGCUUGAGAAGUACUUUCCCCCUUCAUUCUUUGAUAUCAUGGUUCAUCUAGUAGUACAUCUUGUCAGAGAAGUUCGUCUAUGUGGGCCAGUAUAUUUUAGAUGGAUGUAUCCGUUUGAAAGAUAUAUGAAAGUGCUAAAGGGGUAUGUUCAGAAUCGUACUCGUCCCGAAGGUUGCAUUGCUGAGCGUUGGAGUGCCUUCAAGCCAAAAGAUGGGAGUUUCAAAGCCAUUAUCAGGUUGCACAGUGACGUAGUUGAUCGGGACCUGUUGAACCAAGCACAUCUAUAUGUCUUGGAGAAUACGGAGGAAGUCCUACCUUAUAUCGAGCAACAUAUGAUCCACAUCAAGACCGCUUAUCCAAAAUUUAGAAAGAGAACAAAGUGGCUGCAGGAUAAGCACAAUAGCACUUUCAUUCAAUGGCUACGCUUCAAGGUUCAAAGUGAACUUAAUGAGGAAGACAAUCAUGGCGUAUCAGAAAAUUUAAGGUGGCUAGCAGCUGGUCCAAACAUGGCAGUGCCAUUAUAUAGGAGCUAUCUCAUUAAAGGUAUUAAAUUCAACAUCAAGGCACAAGAUGAUGUGCGGACAACUCAAAAUAGUGGAGUUUAUUUACUUGCACAUACUAUGCAAGUUGCUAGUGCCAAGGAUAAAAACCCAAUUCUCUCAAAUAUGGGUUUCUAUGGUGUCAUUCAAGAAAUUUGGGACCUUGACUACCAAAAGUUUACAAUCCCAGUCUUUAGGUGUGAUUGGAUUGAUAAUACUUCUGGUCUUGUAGUGGACGAACUUGGAUUUACCCUUGUAGAUUUGAGUAAAAUUGGACAUAGGAAUGACCAAUUUGUUUUGGCUUCUCAAGUCAAACAAGUAUUUUUGUUGACGACCCGAUGCAUCGUGGUUGGUCGGUAG
Messenger RNA from Prunus armeniaca (apricot), 2811 nucleotides. The record is from the annotation of a GenBank genome assembly. Lineage: Eukaryota; Viridiplantae; Streptophyta; Magnoliopsida; Rosales; Rosaceae.